Messenger RNA from Myotis myotis, 2486 nucleotides. It is a transcript of the gene SPTSSB, whose product is annotated as serine palmitoyltransferase small subunit B. NCBI's taxonomy places the organism in Eukaryota, Metazoa, Chordata, Mammalia, Chiroptera, Vespertilionidae. Gene Ontology annotation, cellular component: serine palmitoyltransferase complex. Bases 1543 to 1773 code for a protein of 76 amino acids. The transcript is spliced from 5 exons. Gene Ontology annotation, biological process: endoplasmic reticulum organization; ceramide biosynthetic process. The record is from RefSeq and is a predicted model, not a curated record. Gene Ontology annotation, molecular function: serine C-palmitoyltransferase activity.
CUACUGAGCACCGGCGGCUUGGAACCUGCUGGAAGAAUGUUGGGAGAAUGAGCAGAAAGCUGCCAGCAGCUCAAACUCGCACUACUGCCGAGUCAGCUAUGGCCGGCAUGUGCGGUGCCUCCCCCUCCUCCGGCAGUGCCAGUGCGGGCUGACUGUCGGGUGUCGCCCAAACGCUCAUUCAUCAAACGAGGCUUUCUCCCCCGACGCCCCUUGGGCCCAAAGCGGCUCGGCUACGCAGACAUCAGGGGUGAGAGCCUCCAGGGCCUCUGCGCUCGCAGCUACCGCGUUGAAUCCAAGCAGUUCCCUCGGUGGAGAAGGGAUCGAUGGUGUCUGCGCCGGUUUCCGCGAUAGAGGUUCUUUGCGGGCCUGCACCUCCGCGGGAAGACAACUGAGCGCGGUGUCUGCAGCACCCAGCCCCCUCCCCGCACUCUCCCCAGUUUGCUUCCUGCUGCAGUCCGGGCCCAAAUUAACUCUUCCCACUUGGUUUGCUUUCUUCUUCGGUUUCAGACACUUAAAAAAGCAGUGGGAUGCCCGUUGGCUAACUGAUGCGCGCCGAGCCCUGGGCUCACUCCGCAGGCUGCUGCCGACUUUCCCACCGCAGUCCCGCUGGGCGCCCGGGCUUCGGCCCCUCGCCGGUGUCUGCGGAGGGAUGCGCCCGGGCACUGGCUGUCUCCUGGCAGGUGAACGCCGGCCUGUAGGCUAAAGCCCCAGAGCGUCCACCUCGCGCCCCCAGGUUUUCUGCUCCUCCCCAACCCCUCCGAAGGAUGUGCCCCUUUGGCAGUGUCGGGGCUCCCAGCCCGAGGGGGGGGGGGAGGGCGCCUCCCUAUCCCUCCUCCCCAUCCCCGCCUCGGCUGCGCUCGGGCUUUUACUGCAGUAGCCGGAGGUGACAGGGACGCCUCAGCCUCCUCGGCUGCUCUCAGAAGCCGCCUUCCCCAGCCUCCCCAAGGUCCUGCACCCGAGAGGCCGAGCCCGGGGGGUGCUACGAGCCGCAGGAAACCGAAUUUUAGAAUGUGGAAGUCGCAGGGCGGCAUUCCUCCCGGGACCAGCCCGAGCGCCCAGCGCUGACAGCCAGAGGCAGCCUGUGGGAAGUUGGGACCGUAGAGCAAAGGGGGAGGGGAGUGGUGCAGCUCUGCGAGGAGUCGCUGGAGCAGCGCGGUUGGACACAAGUUUGCGUGGGAGUGUUUUCCUUUUGUCAAUAAUUAAUCGGUCUGGCAGAUUGGAGUUUUGGCAAUAGGGCAGGCGGCGGGGCCGAACACCCCACUCUGGGAAGCUCGGAGGCGCCGGGCGCAGGGGGAAGCUCGCAGCUCGCAGCAUCUGGAGAGGCGCCAAGGCGCUGGCGCUCACCUAAGCCGCAGAGAGGUACACCCAACCGGGAGAUGAAGAAACAGCAGCCCAGAGAGAAGUAACCCAGAAUUAUUCCGUGGAGGAGCAAGAACAAGAACCCAAGCCUGGACCCUCCUAGGCAGGUGGAAGAGAGCUGUAGGAUCAAGUCUUCUGAAAUAUUCCCCAGGACGGGCCUUCUGCAGCUUGAAGGAGCCAACCAUGGAUUUCAGGCGUGUGAAGGACUAUUUCUCCUGGCUCUACUAUCAAUACCAAAUCAUCAGCUGCUGUGCUGUCUUGGAGCCCUGGGAGCAAUCCAUGUUCAAUACCAUCUUGCUAACCAUUUUUGCUAUGGUGGUGUAUACUGCCUAUGUUUUUAUCCCAAUCCACAUCCGCCUGGCUUGGGAAUUUUUCUCCAAAAUCUGUGGCAUUCACAGUACACUUUCGAGUUGAUCUUGGUUGCGUUCUGUGAAUUGGCAGUGCACAUGUAUAUGUUGCUUACAACUCCUUGUUUUAGGUGAUUACUGUGUCUUCUUUCACUUUCUGAUCUAAAAAGCUCUCACUUCUCUAUGCACUCCUAGGUCCUGCCUGAAAUUUGUGAUAGAUGCCUCUUUAGGUUCUUUUGUACAUGUUACGUUGUGCAUCAGACCAAGACAAUACAAUGACCUUACCUCACGUACCAUAUUUUCUCAACUUAAAUCUAUGACUUUAGUUGUUGUUUUUUUAAAUCAGGAAAUUUCAUAUAAAAUUUUUCUGGAAAGUAGGCUUAUGAGACCUAUCAGAAUCGUGUUUAAAAUAUCUGCUCCCUUGAUACCUAUUCUAUACUAAAGGAUAUAUUUUUAAAAAUGUGUUCAUAGGCUACUGUCAAAAAUAUCAGAUCCUUGUUUACAAUAUAAAGAUGUGAAUAAAUUAUAUGGGCCCCCUAAAGUAUUGUUCUUUUUACUCAACUACUGAUACCUAAAAUCCUUUUAUUCCAAGUGCAAAAGAAUAGGCUGAAGGCAAUUAUCUGCUUUCAGACAUGGUUCCUGAAUUGUUUCAAAUGUCUCUAAAAGUCUGGCUUUAUAACAAUUUAAAACCAACAAUGUUGAUUUUAGAUAGCCCAGUAAUUAUUAUAAUACGAAAUAAUUUUUACGUAUAAGAAACAAAAUAUAAUCAGAGUAAAUUCA